UUUUGCAAACCCGCGGCGGCCAGACGCAUCGCGCAGCCUGUGACGCAACACGCAACCCGCGUGACGCACCGCGCAGCCUCCGUGACGCAAGGCGCUCCCCCUCUAGUCCCGCCCCGGGGGCGCCCCGACGUGACGUCCAGCGCGCGACCCACAAUCCCCGCCGCGCGCCGCUCUCCCGCUCUCACCCCCGCCCCCACUGCCCGUUAAGGCGCGCGUUCCGCCCGCCAACCUCGGUGACAUGCUGCAGAAACACAAGAGCCGGAUUCGCCCCAGCUCGCAGGGCGAGCGGGACCGGGAGUGGAGCCGCGGUGAGGAGGCCCCGAGUACGUCCCGCGGGGCGGGCGGCUCGCAGGAGCCCCGGGGCAGCGCGUCGCAGGGCUCCAGGCGCUCCGAGGCCGCCCCGGCCGUGGGGCCGCGGACGCAGAAGCAGCUGGAGCUGAAGGUGGCCGAGCUGGUGCAGUUCCUGCUGAUCAAGGACCAGAGGAAGAUCCCGAUCAAGCGGGCCGACAUCGUGAAGCACGUCCUGGGGGACUACAAGGACAUGUUCGCCGACCUGCUCCGACGGGCGGCCGAGCGCCUGCAGUACGUGUUCGGGUACAAGCUGGUGGAGCUGGAGCCCAAGAGCCACUCGUUCAUCCUCAUCAACACGCUGGAGCCGGUGGAGGAGGACGCCGAGGUGCGCGGCGACCAGGGCACGCCCACCACCGGCCUCCUGAUGAUCGUCCUGGGACUCAUCUUCAUGAAGGGCAACACCAUUAAGGAGACGGAGGUCUGGGACUUCCUGCGCCGCCUCGGAGUGUACCCCACCAAAAAGCAUCUGAUCUUCGGGGACCCCAAGAAGCUCAUCACCGAAGAGUUCGUGCGGCAGCGUUACCUGGAGUACAGGCGGAUCCCGCACACGGACCCCGUGGACUACGAGUUGCAGUGGGGCCCGCGGACCAACCUGGAAACCAGCAAGAUGAAGGUCCUCAAGUUCGUGGCCAAAGUCCACAAUCAAGACCCCAAGGACUGGCCGGCGCAGUACUGUGAGGCGCUGGCGGAGGAGGAGGCCCGGGCCAGACCUCAGCCCCAGCCUAGCGCCCCAGCCCCUUCCUCCUCCUCCUCCUCCGCCGCCGCCACCUCCUCCUGAAAUCUGAGCCAGAUCCGGGGAGAAGGGUCCAGGCUCUGUGCUGGAGGGUGCGGGGAAGCUUAUUUUCUUGAUGCUUUUAAAAACACCUUCAGCUUUAGGAUACGCUUACAAACUUGGGUCUUUUAAUAUUGUGAUGUUAUUCGAUCCUGAACUUUUCAUUCAAAUCUUGGAGGAGGACGAGUUACUUGGUUUCACUGUCGACUUUUGUUUUGUUUUGUUUUGCUAUAAGAUUUUUGCUAGUUUUGGAAAACUUUGUACCGUGAUCUUGAAUAGCUAUUAAAAAGCACACACAUCAGUGUAUUGCUUUAGUGCCAAGGGAAUAAAAAAAAUGAAGUGGCUGUUAUUUGGCCUUAUAACUACCCCAGUUUGUUAAGAACAAUAAAUGCCUUUGUAAAUAAGAAAUGAAGUAAUUGCCUAUAUCCUUUUUUUUUACUUUACAACUAUUUUAUAUAUAUAUAUUUUACAGAUAUAAGCAUUAUGCAUCAUUUUAAACAUUAUACAUACUGUAUUUGCUCCUAGUAAUUUUUUUGUAUCAGUAUUACUCACCUCUAGCUGACCAUUUAAGGUUUUUGGGUUAUUUUCUACUGUUACAAUAAACGAUGUAAGUUUGAAGCAACUAAGCACUUGCAUUUUUGAAAUCCUAAGUAAUAAAUUUUAUGACUGGAAACCAGCAUCUUACUACUUUUUACAAAAGGUUAGUUUUUGCUAUGCAUUAUGAAGGUAAAUGAUAUUUUGUAGAAGUUGGUUUACUUGUGUGUGCAUAUUAUGUACAAUCAAUUUCUCUCAGUGGGUCACGAAUUUGAUAAAGUAUUUAGAGAAUAACUGCCUACAUAGGAAUCAGACUACCUGGCCUCAGAUCCUCCUUCUACCACUAAUUAACUAUAUGAAUUUAGGCAGGUUAUUUGUUUGUAGAUGUUUUUUUGCCUGUUGCCUGUCAGAUGGUGCGUUUAUUAUGUGUGGUGCUGUGAUCACUUGAUAAGAAAGUUUGUAUAAAGUUCUUGGAAAAGUGCUUGGUAUGGAGAGUUUUAUUUACUUUAUAAUUAGUAAAUUAUUAUUAUUUUGCCGUUUCUUAAGGUUUUAAAAAUGUCUUGCUCUAAUUCAUUCCUGGGGCUAGAAUUGCUGA
This is a messenger RNA of Erinaceus europaeus (western European hedgehog), 2252 nucleotides long. It is a transcript of the gene NSMCE3, whose product is annotated as NSE3 homolog, SMC5-SMC6 complex component. The coding region runs from base 239 to 1129 and encodes 296 amino acids. Gene Ontology annotation, cellular component: nucleus. The transcript has a single exon. The record is from RefSeq and is a predicted model, not a curated record. Gene Ontology annotation, biological process: negative regulation of transcription by RNA polymerase II. Lineage: Eukaryota; Metazoa; Chordata; Mammalia; Eulipotyphla; Erinaceidae.